GAGGCCUUCCCGCCGCCUCCCGGAGCGGGUCCCCGGCUGCGCCGCGGCGUUUGCUAGAGCGGAGCCGGUCCCGCAGGUCUCUGUGGGCUCCUCCUCCGUCGGCCUCCUGGUUCCGAACCCUUUUCUAGGCUGGGGGAAAGGGCACUUCUGGGCGCGGGGUCAGGUGCGGGCGCCGGAGAGUCAGGAACGUUGGGAGCGCGGACCAAGCCAGACGCAGGUCCUGCUCCCGCCGUUUCUCCGCCUGACCGCGUCCUGCGGGCGCCUCGGAACCUCCUCUGGGAACAUGGGGUGAAUGUAACCGUUAAGCUGUAGCAUAUGCUUUAGAGGUGAUGAGGAGGUUUUUGUUGCUCUAUGCAACACAGCAAGGACAGGCAAAGGCCAUAGCGGAAGAAAUAUGUGAAAAAGCAGUUACACAUGGCUUUUCUGCAGAUCUCCACUGUUUUAGUGAGUCGGAUAAGUAUGAUCUGAAAACUGAAACAGCGCCUCUCGUGGUGGUGGUGUCCACCACGGGCAACGGAGACCCACCCGACACAGCCCGCAAGUUUGUUAAAGCCAUACAGGACCGGUCGCUGCCCGCCGACUUCUUUGCUCACCUGCGGUACGGACUUCUAGGUCUGGGUGACUCAGAAUACACGUACUUCUGUAAUGGGGGGAAAAUAAUUGAUAAACGACUUCAAGAGCUUGGUGCCCAGCGUUUCUAUGACACUGGCCACGCGGAUGACUGUGUAGGUUUAGAACUUGUGGUUGAGCCAUGGAUUGACGGACUCUGGGCUGCCCUCACCAAGCAUUUCAUGUCAGUUGGAGGAAAAGAGGAGAUGAGUGGAACCCUCACAGCGGCGUCUGAUGCCUCCCCGAGGACGGACCCUGUGGCACCGGAAUUAUUACACAUUGAAUCGCAAGUUGAACUUCUGAGAUUAGAUAAUUCAAGAAAAAAAGAUUCUGAAGUUUUGGAACAAAGUGCAGUGAACAAAGAAUCGAGCGCUUUGGCUGCAGACUUUGAGUCCUCACUUACCCGUUCGGGUCCCCCACUUUCACAGGCCUCGCUGAAUAUUCCCGCUUUACCACCAGAGUAUUUACAGGUGUGUCUGCAGGAGCCGCUUGGCCAGGAGGAAAGCCAAACUUCUGUGACUUCAGUGGAUCCAGUUUUUCACGUUCCAAUUUCAAAGGCAGUUCAGCUGACUACAAAAGAUGCCAUAAAAACCACUCUUCUGGUAGAACUGGACAUUUCAAAAACAAAUUUUUCCUAUCAGCCUGGAGAUGCCUUCAACGUGAUCUGUCCCAACAGUGACUCCGAGGUACAGGACCUAGUCCAAAGGCUGCAGCUCGCAGACAGGCUAGAACACCGUGUCUUCUUGAAAAUUAAGGCAGACACAAAGAAGAAAGGAGCAGCCUUGCCCCAGCAUGUACCCGAGGGCUGUUCUCUCCGCUUCCUUUUCACCUGGUGCCUUGAAAUACGAGCAGUUCCUAAAAAGGCGUUUCUGCGAGCGCUCGUGGACCACACCGGCGACGGCGCGGAAAGGCGGCGGCUGCAGGAGCUGUGCAGCCGGCAGGGGGCGCCCGACUACAACCGGUUCGUCAGGGACGCCCGUGCCUGCGUGCUGGGCCUCCUGCGGGCCUUCCCGUCCUGCCGGCCCCCGCUCGGCCUCCUGCUCGAGCAUCUUCCUAAGCUGCAACCCAGACCGUACUCCUGUGCAAGCUCCAGUCUGUUUCACCCAGGGAAGCUUCAUUUCAUUUUUAACAUUGUGGAGUUUCCGUCUGACUCCGCAGCGGGGAUCCUGCGCAGGGGCGUGUGCACAGGCUGGCUGGCCACGCUGGUUGAAUCGAUGCUUCAGCCAAACACGCGUGCGCCCCCUGCAGACGGCGAGGAGGCCCUGGCUCCCCAGAUAUCCAUCUCUCCUCGAACGACAAAUUUUUUCCACUUACCGAAUGACCCCUCCGCCCCUGUCAUAAUGGUGGGACCAGGAGCGGGCGUGGCGCCCUUCAUUGGUUUCCUGCAGCACAGGGAGAAACUCCGAGAGCAGCGCCUGGGCGGGCGCUUCGGAGCGACGUGGUUGUUCUUUGGCUGCAGACACAAGGACAGGGACUAUUUAUUCAGAGAAGAGCUCAGACAUUUCCUUAAGUGUGGAAUUCUAACUCACUUGAAAGUUUCCUUCUCAAGAGAUGCUCGUGUGGGGGAGGAGGAAGCCCCAGUGAAGUACGUGCAAGACCAUAUCCAGCGUCACAGCAAGCAGGUGGCGAGGGUCCUUCUUCACGAGAAUGGCUAUAUUUACGUGUGUGGAGACGCUAAGAAUAUGGCGAAGGAUGUGAAUGAUGCCCUUGUGGAAGUAAUAAGCAAAGAGGUUGGAGUUGAGAAACUAGAAGCAAUGAGAACAUUGGCUACUUUAAAAGAAGAAAAACGGUAUCUUCAGGAUAUUUGGUGAUAAAGUUGGAAAAUAGAGGAAGAGAAUUAAGCUUUCUUGACUGAAUGUACUAAAAGACAACUUUACUGAAGAUUGAGACUUUCAAUUAAAAAAUUUUUAACAUUUCUUAGAGGAAGGGAGGGUGGUGGACCAUUUAACAAUAUCGGAAACUUUCGAUUCAGUUUUCCAUAUCUGCCCCCGUCCCCACCCCUCCCCUAACCUCCCUGAGCUGGAAGGCAGCUCUCACUCCACCAGCACCUCCCGGGGCCACCUCUGCGUCCUGGAGAACUUUGCAGGGACCCUGACCAGCUCACAGGGAAUCUGUAUCUGUGCAAUAUGGGUUGUGGGCACUAGAGUUAACUGGGUAGAUAGUUAAAUCCUGUGAACUUGUUACCACUUUUUAAAAUAAUCUAAAAAUAACUUAUAUUCCUAUGUAAAAUAUACCAUAAAGAGUAUUCAUAUUACUGUGUUAAGAUUACAUAUGUAUGGCAUAUCAGAUUAUAUAUAAUUUUAUUAAGUGAUUUAUUACCAAAACUAUAUUUCUGACAAAAAAUAUUUUAAGGUAGUACUGACAGAGAUUUAGUUUUUUAAUGAUGCUAGGAAUAUGAAACGUUUUGAAAUUCCACUCUGGCAUAUGAUUUAUUUACCAAAGUUACUUCUAUUUUAGUAUCACAGUUCCAGAAUUCAGGGAAAUUUGCAUUCAAUUUACAGAUGUGAACAAGUACAUUUUUUAGUAAAGCUACAGUCUUUUCCUUCUCCAUUCAGCCCUCCUCACUCCCUACCUUUUUAUUUUGGCUCCCUCUGGCGUAUUGUUUUAGUUCUUCCACGUGAUGUAUUUUACUUCCAUCAUCUCGUGCGAGCUUCAGCUUAGGCUUAAUAUACCUACUUAAUAGCCUUAUAUUUUCAAAAUUCCUCCUAUGGUCUGAAUAUUUACAUCCCCCAAAACUCAUGUUCAAAUCCUACCCUCCACUGUGAUGGUGGUGGGAGCUGGGGUCUUGGGGGUGAUCAGGUCGUGAAGGUGGAGCCCUCGGGUCGGGGAUCAGCGCCCUUGUUAAGAGGCUCCAGCUCCUCCUGCCUGGCGGGGGCAGUGAGGAGUCGGCACCCAGCAGCCGGGGGGGGGGGGCCUUCACCAGAACCCGACAAAUACGGGCACCUGGCCUUGAGCUCCAGUGCCAGAACUCUGAGCCGUUUCUGUUGUUUAAAGCCCCUCAGUGGUAUUCUGUUACCGCAGCGCACGUGGGCUAAGACGUUUCCAGUGACACAUCCUCUCAUAAAAUAUGUCAGAGCUGAAAACAAAAUGUAAAACGGAUGUGAAAACGUUUCUCCAAGUCUCCAGCAUAUAUUGUUUUUUAUAUUAAAGAGAUUGGCAUUUGAAAAACAAACCUCUACCUGUGAAAGUCUUCUGGUCAUUUUGAAAAAUAAAAUUCUGAAGGAAAUACUGU
This is a messenger RNA of Vicugna pacos (alpaca), 3841 nucleotides long. NCBI's taxonomy places the organism in Eukaryota, Metazoa, Chordata, Mammalia, Artiodactyla, Camelidae. The record is from RefSeq and is a predicted model, not a curated record.